Cajanus cajan (pigeon pea) is the source of this 1058-nucleotide messenger RNA. RefSeq names its product Peptidase C15, pyroglutamyl peptidase I-like protein. Gene Ontology annotation, molecular function: pyroglutamyl-peptidase activity. The record is from RefSeq and is a predicted model, not a curated record. Gene Ontology annotation, biological process: proteolysis. Gene Ontology annotation, cellular component: cytosol. Lineage: Eukaryota; Viridiplantae; Streptophyta; Magnoliopsida; Fabales; Fabaceae.
AUACACACAACAAAUUCAUCAGUGGCAAUAUAAUGAUAUUUUCUUUAGCCAGUGGCAUUUUUACUUUACACGUCACCCUAAUAAUGCCACAGGAGCACCCUUCUUCUGAGUCAUCGAGCCAAAGUCAUAGCAGUGGCGUCAAUUCCCAGGGGAAGCACAAAAGCAGGGCUGUUAUUAAGAUCUAUCCAAAAUAGGGAACUGCAUCAGAAUUCAGAACGAGGAGAUGGGAUCUGAAGAGCCAAAGGCCAUUACUAUUCAUGUAACAGGAUUUAAAAAGUUUCAAGGGGUUUCGGAAAACCCUACAGAAACCAUUGUUAAUAAUCUGAAGGAUUAUGUUGAAAGGAGAGGCCUCCCUGCUGGUGUUACUCUUGGGAGUUGCACUGUGCUUGAAGUGGCUGGGGAAGCUGCACUUCCUCAGCUAUGUCAAACCAUGGAAUCUGCUGUCUCCAAGACAGAUACUGUGAGCAAUGCAAAUGUUGUAUGGCUUCACUUGGGGGUGAAUAGUGGAGUUGUAAGGUUUUCCAUUGAGCAACAGGCAGUAAAUGAAGCCACUUUCCUCUGUCCAGAUGAGUUAGGAUGGCAACCACUGCAAGUCCCAAUAGCCCAUGAGGAUGGAGGAAUUUCUCGAGCAAGACAGACUUGUUUGCCGGUUGAUGCAAUCUUGAAAUCCUUGAAGAAGGGAGGUUAUGAUGUGAUGAUAUCAGGUGAUGCAGGACGCUUUGUGUGCAAUUAUGUGUAUUACAACUCCCUCCGAUUUGCAGAACAAAAUGGUAACAAGUCUCUAUUUGUUCAUGUUCCCCUAUUUUCAAGCAUUAAUGAAGAAACCCAGAUGCGAUUCACAGCCUCUCUUUUGGAGGCCAUUGCUUCUGCAUCUUAAUGCAAAUGUAAAUCAUUUGUCUCCACAGCUAAGUAAUUAUAACGCAAUCUAUGAAUGAGAUGGAGAUACAGUUGCUUUUACCAUCCAUAGCAAGUCAUUUGGGUAUAAUAUGUGGAUUUGUCUUGUACACUGCAUGAAUAUGCUGCAAAUUGCUGAAAUAUUAUAUCAUUGCUUAUUUUGG